Messenger RNA from Didymodactylos carnosus, 1234 nucleotides. NCBI's taxonomy places the organism in Eukaryota, Metazoa, Rotifera, Eurotatoria, Philodinida, Philodinidae. The record is from the annotation of a GenBank genome assembly.
AUAGGGAUACAGGAUGAGGAGGAUUUACCAGACACAAUUGCUCAUCAACUGACAAGUGAAAGAGAUUUAACAUCUGUCAAUAACCACAUCUUUACAAUAUUAUAACUUUACUAUUUCAUAUCUGUUUUGUCUAGUCCAUUCUGAGUUUGGCCAAGUUCAAUCAGAGUUUGGACUAGAACACUUAGUGCAGUGUAACUUUGGACUGUAAUUUGUUCUUUCGACCAAGAUUGGUCUAGUCGAAUCUCCGAUCGUAGUUUGGACUACUGAAAUUACAGGUCAAACUCCGAUCGGAAUUUGGCCAAUCUGAGAGUGGCCUGGGGAGUUUGGACGCUGACAUAUAUAUGUUCGUGUUCGCUGAGAAAAAGAGAAAAAAAGAGAUUUAUUUUUCUUCUCUCUCUCCAUAUGACAUUCCAAGUUGUUUCUUUUAUCGUCUAGUGUCAUCGAUGUAAGAACAUCUGGUCAGUUUUUAUAUUUCGGAAUAGCCGGAAAAUUACGAUUAUUGAUACAGAAAAUUCUUCUUGGUUUAUUUAAUUUUAUAUUACCUAAACUUUGUACAGACAUUUUGAAUUUAAUGAAUGAUAUUCAUUCACCAUAUACAGAUCAGCAAACAGUUAUAUCCGCUAUAUCCUAUAUCGAUAACGCAAUGAAUAUGAAGCAAGUCGAACAUAAUGAAAAAUACCUUAAUCUGUACCGACUUGUCAGUGAUUUUACCGUAAUAUCUUUACGAGUACUUAUCGAACAAGCUAUUCACAUAGCAGAAAAAAACUGUCAGGAAGAGUUAGAAAAUUCACAAAAAGAAUUAUAUGACUUGAAAAUUCGUGUCGAAAAACAAUUUGGAUCAAUGAAAGAUUCAUAUGAACAAGAGAAAAAUUUAGCUGAAGUAGUUGGUGAAGAUAUAUUUAGUAAAGUAAAACGUUUGUUGUAUAAUACAAUAUCAGAUGAUAUUAAAAAGGAUAUAUUAAAAUCAGAAUAUGUUAUGCAUCAUUCAAAACAAGAACAAGCAUAUGUGCAAAGUUUCGAGCAAGCUAAUGGUGAAAAUAUUCUAAAAUAUGUAACUGAUAUAAACCAUUUCUUAGAAGUAAGUCUUAAACAUACUAAACAUAAAUUUCAACUUGUUUUACGUGAACAUACAUUUAAUUUAAACGACUUACUGUUCGAAAUAAUUAAUACAGCAAAUAAAACUGUUCAAGCACGUUCAUGUGAAGAACUUUCUAGUGUUAACGAUGUCAUUUAA